GUUCCACGCUUCCCCCGCAUAUAAAGUGCUGUCGCAGGCUUCCAGCCCUAGACCCCUCGUUUUCCCCCUCAGCAGCCGCCGCGCCCUGCUCCCUCCUCUCCCCGGCGACGAGCACUCACCAGAUCACCUGUGAAACUUUCUUGAGGGGAGAUGGCGGUUUCUUUUGCAAACGUCAACUCCGACGCAGGGCUUAAAAAGCUUGAUGAGUACCUUCUCACUCGCAGCUACAUCACUGGUUACCAAGCUUCCAAGGAUGACUUGGCUGUCUACUCUUCAUUUUCUGCGGCCCCCUCAUCCAAGUACAUCAAUGUUGCAAGGUGGUUCAGUCACAUUGAUGCCCUCGUGAGGCUAUGUGGAAUAACCGCGGAGGGCCAAGGUGUCAAGGUUGAAUCAUCUGCUGUUCCAUCAGCCUCAACUCCUGAUGUUGCUGAUGCAGCGGCCCCAGCUGAUGAUGACGACGAUGAUGAUGUCGACCUAUUUGGUGAGGAGACUGAAGAGGAGAAAAAGGCUGCUGAAGAGCGUGCUGCGGCUGUUAAGGCUUCUGGCAAGAAGAAAGAAUCUGGGAAGUCGUCAGUUUUGCUUGAUGUGAAGCCAUGGGAUGAUGAGACUGACAUGGCCAAGUUGGAGGAAGCAGUAAGGAAUGUCAAGAUGGAAGGACUGCUCUGGGGUGCAUCCAAGCUUGUCCCAGUUGGGUACGGCAUCAAGAAGCUGCAGAUCAUGUUGACCAUUGUUGAUGAUCUCGUCUCUGUUGACACACUCAUCGAGGACUAUCUGUGCGCUGAGCCAGUGAACGAGCACGUCCAGAGCUGCGACAUUGUUGCCUUCAACAAGAUCUAAAUCGGCUCGAGGUGCAGGCUGUGGUCGGUGGACAAUGCACCGGCCCAAUUUAUCCAGAGUUUUUGUUGCCUAUGUCAGCUUCGUGUGUCGACUAGUAAUUGCCCGUGAGGUUUUUGGAACCUAGUCAAGUGUACCAGUUACCAGGGGUCAAUUUGCUUGAAUUUGAAAUAUAAUCUGGCUGGAUUUCUGUUACUCGUACUUGUAGUUCGUGUCUUUCUUUC
Molecule: messenger RNA, 1058 nt
Organism: Setaria italica (foxtail millet)
Lineage: Eukaryota; Viridiplantae; Streptophyta; Magnoliopsida; Poales; Poaceae
Product: elongation factor 1-delta 1
Exons: 8
Coding region: 151-837 (228 amino acids)
Biological process (GO): translational elongation
Cellular component (GO): eukaryotic translation elongation factor 1 complex; cytosol
Molecular function (GO): translation elongation factor activity; guanyl-nucleotide exchange factor activity
Source: RefSeq, a predicted model, not a curated record